AUGAAAUUUAUAAAAUUAUCUCUUAAUUCUUAUCCUGUCAAAUUUUAUAAUAAAACAUACAAAAUUACCAAUAUAUUAAAACUAAAUGGCAUAGGUUUAAAAAAUUCAGAAGAAGAAGAAAUAAAAAAUUAUCUUAUAAAGUUUGAUCUAAAUUGUAUGACUUAUUUAAUUGAUAGUCAAGACAUAAUAUAUUUAGAAUUUUAUAAAAAAAAAGAUUGCCAAUCUCUAUUUAAUUUCUUCAAUAAUAAUGAAAGAAAUGGAAACACCUUAAAUAAAUAUGAUAUAACUGCAGAAUAUGCAAACAUUAGAUAUGAAAUAAAUAAUAAUGUUUCUAAUAAAUAUACAAAAAAUUAUUCAAGUAUUUUAAAAUGUAAUGAAAGUAUUUCUAUUUAUAGAAAUGUAAUUGAUAAAAAAAUUUCUGAUGAAAUUAUUCAAAAUUAUAAAAGCUCACAAUGGUUAAAAUAUACAAAGAAUAAUGAGAUAAAUAUUUGUCAUUACUUUUGCCGAACAAUUCCAAAUAAAAUAUAUAAAUCCUAUUGCAUAAAAAAUUUAACUUCAUUUUUUUCAUCGGAAUUUCUAAAAAAGAUAAAAAGUGUAUUUAAUGGUAGAGAACCAAAUCAAGUAUCAGUUUUAAAUUGUCAUACAAAAAAGUCUAUUGAAUAUGUCAUUGAAUCAAGCUUUAUAUUUGAAAACGAAAUAGCUUUUCUAGUUCUUGAAAAUGACUUACCUAUAUCUUUUUUUGAUAUUAGAAAUAAUAGUAAAAUGAAUUUAUUAAUAUCAAGCAAUACACUUUUAAGAAUUAAUGGAAAUUCUAGAUAUGAAUUAAUUUUUGGUAUACCAAAAAAAAAGAGUAUACAUCUUGAAGAUACAGUUAUAGAUCGAAAAAACAGUUAUUUAAUAAUAUUUCGUUUUAUUAAAGAUGAUUUAGAAAAUAUCUUAACUGAAAAAAAGAAAAUUGAAAAGAAUAAAAAUGAAAAACAAGAGAAAACUUGUGUUUCAGUAGAUAUAAAUAAUUUUAGUUCAGAAAAUUUAGAAAAAAAAUACGUCCUUGAUGUAUACAAUCAAAUAGCACAACAUUUUGAUCAUACUAGAUAUAGAACUUGGAAAAAUGUAGAGAAUUUAAUAAAUGAAGAGAAAGAAGGAAAUAUGAUAAUAGAUAUUGGAUGUGGUAGUGGCAAGCAUUUAGGUGUAUCCUCAAAAUAUUUUUUUUGGGGUUUAGAUUUUAGUUUAUAUUUAUUAAAAAUAGCACAAAAAAAGAAAAAUACAGAUUUAUUUUUAGCUAACUGUGUUAAUAUACCUUUAAGAUCAAAUUUAGCUGAUUUAUGUAUUUCAAUAGCAGUUAUACAUCAUAUUGGCACUCAUGAAAAAAGAAAAAAAGCUAUUGAUGAAAUGGUUCGGUGCACAAAAAUAGGUGGAAGGAUUCUAAUAUACGUUUGGGCAUACGAACAACAAGAUAAUAUUGUUGGAAAUAGGCAAUUCGAUUCUCAAGAUAUUUUUGUACCUUGGUAUUUACAACAACAAUAUACAACAAAAGAGAGUGAAGAAGGGGAAUAUAAUUCUCAUCCCUUUAAAAAAGAUCUUUUGAAAUUACAAAGAUAUUAUCAUGUUUUUAAAAAAGAAGAAAUAUACGAAUUAUGCAGAAGUGUUAAUGGUGUGAAUGUUGAAGAAAUUUAUUUUGAUUGUAAUAAUUGGGGUGUUAUUUUAAGAAAAAUUUUUUAA
Molecule: messenger RNA, 1719 nt
Organism: Plasmodium relictum
Lineage: Eukaryota; Apicomplexa; Aconoidasida; Haemosporida; Plasmodiidae
Product: methyltransferase, putative
Exons: 13
Coding region: 1-1719 (572 amino acids)
Biological process (GO): tRNA wobble uridine modification
Cellular component (GO): nucleus; cytoplasm
Molecular function (GO): tRNA binding; S-adenosylmethionine-dependent methyltransferase activity
Source: RefSeq, a predicted model, not a curated record